CUUGCAAAACCUUCUGGAAGCUCCCCAGUCUGCACUGGGUAGUGUUUCUCAGGUCAACGACCACCUGCAAUUUCUCAGUUUGAGGGUCCUGUUUGGACAGCAACUAUGGUUAUGUAACAGGGACAGUAACUGGAGGACUGAAGGCGCUGUUGCAGCAGAGCAGCUCCGAACGCAAAGAAGCCGCAAAAAUGUCCACAUGCGAGUUUGAGUCGCUGGAGAAAUCUCUGGAGUCCCACCUUCCAGAGGCCGAGCUGGCAGAGGUGAAACGCGUUCUGUUCGGUAGAGAAACACAGAGGUUGGAGCUUCCCACCUGUGCUGUGAAAGCUGCAGCUGAGCGUGAAUUUGAGCUGAAAGGAUACAAGUUUGACGCUGCACAGGAGCAGCUGAGGCCACCCAAAGCAGUCAGAGUGGGACUGGUUCAGCACCACAUUGUUCUGCCUACUGAUGCCCCAAUCCUGGACCAGAUCAACGCCAUGCACAGCCGUGUUGGUGAAGUUGUCGAGGUAGCUGCUAUGUGUGGUGUUAACAUCAUUUGCUUUCAGGAGACCUGGACCAUGCCAUUUGCUUUCUGCACCCGGGAGAAAGAUCCAUGGACAGAGUUUGCAGAAUCUGCUGAGGAAGGGAACACCACACGGUUCUGCCAAGAGCUUGCCAAAAAAUACAACAUGGUAGUCAUUUCCCCAAUUCUUGAGCGAGAGGAAUUGCAUAGCACUCUGUGGAACACAGCGGUGGUGAUCUCCAAUUCAGGAAACGUGCUGGGAAAGAGCCGGAAGAACCACAUUCCCAGGGUCGGAGACUUUAAUGAGUCCACAUAUUAUAUGGAGGGCGACACAGGACACACAGUGUUCCAGACACAGUUUGGAAAGAUUGCUGUGAACAUCUGCUAUGGGCGUCACCAUCCCCUCAACUGGCUCAUGUACAGCAUGAACGGAGCAGAGGUCAUCUUCAACCCCUCUGCCACAAUUGGUGCUCUCAGUGAGCCCAUGUGGCCGAUAGAGGCCAGGAACGCAGCAAUAGCUAACCACUGUUUUACGUGUGCCAUCAACCGUGUUGGGACAGAACACUUUAAAAGUGAAUUCACAUCUGGGGAUGGAAAAAAAGCUCACCAUGACUUUGGUCAUUUCUAUGGGUCCAGUUAUGUGGCCGGUCCUGAUGGCAGUCGCACCCCAGGGCUCUCCAGGACCCGUGAUGGACUGCUGGUGGUGGAGAUGGAUCUAAAUCUCAACAGACAAGUCAGCGACAAAUGGAGUUUUAAGAUGACAGGGCGGCAUGCAGAGUAUGCAGAAGAACUCAAAAAGGCUGCAAGACAUGACUUCAAACCCAAAAUAAUAAAGGAGUAGAACAGACUUCACACAGAGCUCCCUGUGUAUGUAACUGUUCAGGAAAAAUCUAUAGAUUUAAUGCAGCCAAGUAAAGGCACUCUGGUGCAGUAUGUUAAUCUCAAUAUAUAUGCAAAUAUAUGAAGUAACUUUGCUGUAGGCUCCCACAGAAUACUUUAAAGGGAUUUAAAGAAAUGAGUAAAAUCUGCAUAAAAUUUAUCCUUGGCAACAAUCAACAGUUUCCUAAUCAAGUUAUAUUUUAUUGACUCAUUUAUGAGGAUAAAAAAACACCAAGAAUGUAGCAUAUGUUCAAAUCUUUUAAUUACAGCUUAUAAAUGCAGUUCUAUGUUUAAAAAAAAAUAAAGAUUGUGGUUUAAAA
This is a messenger RNA of Girardinichthys multiradiatus, 1698 nucleotides long. It is a transcript of the gene upb1, whose product is annotated as ureidopropionase, beta. NCBI's taxonomy places the organism in Eukaryota, Metazoa, Chordata, Actinopteri, Cyprinodontiformes, Goodeidae. The coding region runs from base 189 to 1340 and encodes 383 amino acids. The transcript has 10 exons. The record is from RefSeq and is a predicted model, not a curated record. Gene Ontology annotation, molecular function: beta-ureidopropionase activity.